GAGAGCAAAGAGGAACCACCAACCUGUCAUGUCAGUGUGUUUAAUGACAUCUAAGUAGCAGCAGGAGGGGCGGGGAAGGUUAAAGCCUAAGACACUCAAACUCCAGCGGGCUCAGCUCUUCAACUGUCUGUCCGGACAUCACAUCUCACUGGCGGGGAAACUAUGAGCUCCGAAAACAUGAGAAAAUUUGAGGGCAAAUGCAUGUUGAGGCGGGACAUCAUAAGAGAGUUUCUGGCAGAAUUACUGGGGACAUUCGUAUUAAUACUGUUCGGUUGUGGUUCAGUGGCCCAAAAGGUCCUGAGCAGAGGCACACAUGGAGAAGAUCUCACCAUCCACUUUGGCUUUACUCUAGGGGUGAUGCUGGCUGUGUACAUGGCAGGAGGCGUGUCAGGUGGACAUGUGAACCCAGCGGUUUCUCUGGCUAUGGUUGUCGUGGGGAAACUCCCAAUAAAGAAAUUUCCUGUCUACGUGGCAGCUCAAUUCCUUGGUGCCUUUGCGGCUUGUGCUGUCUAUGGUCUAUACUAUGGUGCCUUUGCCAAUUUCUCUGAUGGACAUCUGCGUGUUACUGGUCAAAAUGCCACAGCAGGCAUCUUUGCUUCAUAUCCACGUGAAGAUCUCUCAUUGUUAAAUGGAUUUGUUGAUCAGGUGAUCGGCACAGGUGCCCUGGUCCUCUGUAUUUUAGCCAUAGUAGAUAAGAAGAAUAUCGGGGCACCUAAAGGGAUGGAGCCUCUGGUUAUUGGUCUGAGUAUCCUGGCUAUCGGAGUGUCCAUGGCGCUGAACUGCGGCUAUCCGAUCAACCCUGCCAGAGACUUGGGACCACGGCUUUUCACUGCUGUAGCAGGAUGGGGCUUAGAAGUGUUCAGUGCUGGAAAUGGCUGGUGGUGGGUUCCAGUGGUCGGGCCGAUGGUGGGAGGUGUGGUUGGGGCAGUGAUCUACUUCUUAAUGAUUGAGCUGCACCAUCCUGAACCUGAGAAGUACCUUGAAGAUGACAACAGCGUCAAAGACAAAUAUGAAUUAAACACCGUCAACUGAAAAGAGAGGGAAAGUAUGGUAUCUUUUCCUUCACCAUAUAGACAUCAAGCAAGAAACUCUCUUUUCUUCUCUGUCUUUUCCUCAAGAUCUCUUUGCUGAGUCUUUUGCCAAAGUACACUCAUUAAACCAAGCAGCUAUGAAAGACAGCAAGUGUUAAUUAUGCAUAAUUCUAGUUAUUUUCAUGUUUUUAACAGAAGUAGAACUAUAGAGAAUGUUCAAAGAGCAACAUCAACAUGGAACAAAUAGAAACAAUCAGGUAUUUUAUGGAAAGCAUCCGCAGUUUCUUCACCAUCAACAAGUGUCACACCACUGCCAGUAAAAGAUUGCAGGUGCAUUGCAUUGAGAUAAUCAUGAUUUCCAACUGGUUUCUCAGCAAUUUGUACAGACUCAGCGAGAGAGUUGAACUACUCAAGGAUUGUUGUAUCUAUAAUGUCCUUCAUUCCUUUGUCCAAUCCUACUACUAUUUGUCUUCUUCUUCUUAACUUUCACAGAGAUCUGACAACCCUAUAACAGCAGAUACAUGUUUUUCUCUCACUAAAACGAAGGAAGAGGGUACUUUACUGUCCACUCUGUUUACUCAAAGAUGAAAAGUCCGGACGAAUCAGUACAUAUGAACUAACUGCAUGCAUAACUGCUGAUAAGGUAACAUGCAUGAGGUAACAGGAUAAAUGUUGCAAUGCAUGCUAAAAACAAACCUGUGAUGAACUAUUAAAUAUAAGCUUAAGAAGAAAUAAAUGUGUAUUUAUGCUACAGUGUUAAAUGUAGAAGAAAAUAAGUUUUAGAAGGAAGGAGAAAGGAGCAGUAUUGUGUAUAAUACCACAUUC
Molecule: messenger RNA, 1856 nt
Organism: Rhinichthys klamathensis goyatoka
Lineage: Eukaryota; Metazoa; Chordata; Actinopteri; Cypriniformes; Leuciscidae
Gene: aqp9b
Product: aquaporin 9b
Biological process (GO): water transport; glycerol transmembrane transport
Cellular component (GO): plasma membrane; basolateral plasma membrane
Molecular function (GO): water channel activity; urea transmembrane transporter activity; glycerol channel activity
Source: RefSeq, a predicted model, not a curated record